AAUGGGAGAAGUUAAGGAAAACGAUGCUUACGAGGAAGAGCUUCUAGACUACGAAGAAGAGGACGACAAGGCCCCCGAUUCCGUCGCGGCCAAGGGUGCAGGCGAAACAGCGAAGAAGUAACAUACUACUAUCAUACUCUUGAUUUCGCGACAGAACUGCUUGGGUAAACCUUUCCAUUAAAAGGAUCUCGGAGGUCAUUUUUUACUUACUGAGUGUUCCUUCGCUCCGAUUUUGUUUGGUUCUUCAUCAGUGCAACAUGAGUGCAUCCCUCAGGCCAUAUUGGGAAUGGAUGUCAUCUGCCAAGCCAAAUCUGGGAUGGGGAAAACUGCCGUCUUUGUUCUGUCAACUUUGCAGCAGAUUGAGCCAGUUGCAGGUCAAGUUGCUGCCCUUGUUUUAUGCCAUACAAGGGAAUUAGCAUACCAGAUUUGUCACGAGUUUGAGAGAUUCAGUACCUACUUGCCAGAUAUCAAGGUUGCUGUCUUCUAUGGUGGCGUCAAUAUCAAAACUCACAAAGAUUUACUGAAGAAUGAGUGCCCUCACAUUGUUGUUGGAACACCUGGAAGGAUAUUGGCGCUAGCAAGAGAUAAGGACCUCUCAUUAAAGAAUGUCAGGCAUUUUAUCCUUGAUGAAUGUGACAAGAUGCUUGAAUCACUUGACAUGCGAAGAGAUGUCCAGGAGAUUUUCAAGAUGACCCCUCAUGAUAAGCAAGUCAUGAUGUUUUCAGCGACACUCAGCAAGGAGAUUCGCCCUGUUUGCAAGAGAUUUAUGCAAGAUCCUAUGGAAAUUUACGUGGAUGACGAAGCCAAGCUGACCCUUCAUGGACUUGUACAGCAUUACAUUAAAUUGAGUGAGCUUGAAAAAAAUCGCAAGUUGAAUGACCUACUCGAUGCUUUGGACUUCAAUCAAGUUGUGAUUUUCGUCAAAAGCGUGAGUAGAGCAGCUGAGCUGAACAAGUUACUUGUGGAGUGCAAUUUCCCAUCUAUCUGCAUUCACUCUGGGAUGUCACAGGAGGAAAGGUUGACACGCUACAAGGGUUUCAAGGAGGGGCAUAAAAGAAUUCUAGUGGCAACUGAUUUGGUCGGCAGGGGAAUAGAUAUUGAACGUGUCAAUAUUGUUAUCAACUACGAUAUGCCUGAAAAUGCUGACACCUACUUGCACAGGGUGGGCAGAGCUGGCAGGUUUGGUACCAAAGGACUUGCAAUUACCUUUGUCUCAUCUGCUUCCGACUCUGAUGUCCUCAAUCAGGUUCAAGAGAGGUUUGAAGUGGACAUAAAAGAACUGCCAGAGCAGAUUGAUACCUCUACUUACAUGCCAUCUUGAUGGAAGUUGUUUUGCCGGGGAGUACGUGUAGUUCUAUGUAUUUCAAAAGAUGGCAGCUGGUAAUGUGUAAGAGCUGGUGGUGCAGACUUUAGAUUAAAUCUUGUUCAAUCAAAUUUCAAUGGAUUGGAUGCCCAUAUGAAGAAAAAGGAUUUUGCCCUGGGGUAGAACCGGAGUUUUUGCACUUAAUAUGUAAUUGUUAAUUGAAGUCUAGAGCAAAACGGUACAUGGAGAAAAUGCCAUGUGUGAUAGUAAUUGUAUAACUUGGUGCAUUGACGAGGAA
Molecule: messenger RNA, 1601 nt
Organism: Telopea speciosissima
Lineage: Eukaryota; Viridiplantae; Streptophyta; Magnoliopsida; Proteales; Proteaceae
Product: DEAD-box ATP-dependent RNA helicase 15
Exons: 10
Coding region: 287-1321 (344 amino acids)
Molecular function (GO): ATP binding; RNA helicase activity; RNA binding
Source: RefSeq, a predicted model, not a curated record